GCGGCUCUCAGCUGAGCUCCUCACUUGAUUUCCACUUGCACACUCUCCAACGCAAAAUCACGCCUGUCCUCAGACGCGUCGCGACACUUGCCUUCACACCCGCUUAGCCCUGAGUUGCGUAGGCGUGCAAUCAUCUCUACACCAAAACAUUGCACUCCAGCAACAAGAAAACCACUUGGUCGCUCACUCCUCUGGACUUGAAACAGGCUCUGUCUCUUGUGAGUGAUGCCUAAUUCUGUGUGAGGCUUCCGACGGGAGCAAACGGAAGAAAAAGGAGCGCUCCGACUCCCAACCCCGAACUCAGACCCCCGUCCCAAAAAGCAGCAGAUGUGACAAAAGAGGAGAGGCGGAGAAAGAGAAACACAAUCUCCCACCACCCCUCCUUCCCUCAUCUGGGAGAACAAUACCCAGCCUCCAGUUGGAGAGGGUCAGCUUUUGUCCCUCUCCCCACGAUCCCGCUGAAGAGAGCGUGCAGACACGCUGACACAUUGACCUGCUGCUGUGAGAAGAGAACACGGUGCAGAACAGUUGCUACGCUCGGCACAGUUUUAAUUCAGUACUUGGACAGCUCCUGAGAGACGACCAGCGCAAGUGUGUGUUUCCAUGAGUGAGUAGACUCUACUCUACUGUUUUGGUUCGGAGACCAAGAACCACAGAUGCAGCCCCCGUGUACGUUCCAGCUCGGUCCCUGUGGCCCCUCUCCAUCCCUGGGAUCGCAGAGCAGCACCGUCGGCUUCCAUCAGCUGGAAGAGAAGCAGCUUUUUGAGAAGUUUUGGAAGGGUACUUUCAAGGCCGUAGCCACCCCGAGACCAGAGAGCGUCAUCGUGGCCAGCAUCACCGCCCACAGGAGGGUGACCAACUUAGAGACAACCGCCUGCCAGCCGCUCAAGACUGAUGAGAGGAAAUCAGCGGACACCAGGGUGGACACGGCGAACAGACAUGGCUGCAUCAAAGGAAAAAGACGCAAACACCACAGUCAUCGCAGGGCCAGGAGCCCCUCCUUUGAUGAGGAACUAUCCCCCCGGCCCAAGGGGAAGAAGAAGAAGAGAAAGUCUGAACGGAAGAGGAAAAGGAAAAGGUCUCCUUCCUACAGCCUGUCGCCACUGAGGAAGAAGAAAAAGAAGAAGAAGAAGAGCUCCAAGAAAAGCAAGCGGCAUAGGUAUACAUCCAAAAAGUCAAAACACAGCUCUUCAAGUUUAAAACAUAAGAGGAAGGUUGAACGCAAGCACAAGAAAAGUUCACGGACUCACUCGCGGCGGAAGCGACGCUAUCGGAGGUCAGAGUCGGACAGUUCUUCUUACCAAUCUUCCACAGACGACAGACACCAUCUGCAGAAAUCUGUGGUACAUCAGGCAUUAGGAGACCUGGCAGUCGUAGUAGAGGAAACCAAUGGAGUGCUUGACCACACAGACAUGAAGUGGAGAUCUGCAACCAAAUCAGUGUGUAAAACGGCUCCAAAAUAUCGCUCCAUCCUCUCAACUGCCACCAUUUUAUCGUCAAAACCUGGAAGCGAGCUUUUACACGGAAAAGGGUCUCAGCAUUUAUCGAGCCAGACCGAAGGUCCGCACGAUUACGAUUCUGGGAAUGACACAUCUUCGCCGCCGUCAAGCAAAACUGGCGUUUCUCAGGCAAAUGUCACUGACGACAAGAAGAACCACUGUAAACGCCUGGCCUCGCCAGAGAAGCUUAAGUUCACUGACAAAGACAAUGCCUCUGAUUCAGGAAACUCUGUGACCAGCUACGCAUCCCUGUGCAAACCUUACAUAGAGGACGGCUUGUCUGCGACCCUUUUCAGUGGAAACGGCAAGAGAGAGCAGAUAACCUUAGGGUGUCGGGUAGAGGUUGUGAGAUCUCCAAAGCCUUCCAGCUGUUCACAGAGGAUGAGAGAGUCUCGAAGGCGUCUGAAAACCCGGUCAUCCAGCAGCAGGAGCAGGAGCAGAUCCUCGGGGAGUUCCAGAUACUCUGGGCGCUACUCUCGUAGCCUGUCGCUGUCAUCUUGCAGCUCGUACUCGCGUUCACCGAGUUAUUCAGCUGACCUGAGGCGACGAGGCAGCGUGGCCAGCCUGAGCUCCAGAGGAAGCUACUCCAGACACAGUGCUGAAAGACUACGAGACAGAAAGAGAAUGCAUAGCUCCCGAGAGAAAGAUGUGAAGCAUGCACAUAAGGUUAGUGGGAAGAGACAAAGACGCAAAUCCUACUCUCCUAUGAAGAAAAGGAGGAGAGACUCGCCAAGCCAUCUGGAAGCACGCCGAAUCACAAGUGCCAGGAAGCGACCCAUCCCUUACUUCCGACCCAGCCCUUCGAGCAGCAGUCGGUCCACCAGUGUGUCGUCCUGGAGCAGCCUCUUCACCCGCAGCCGCAGUCGCAGCCCCAUCCACAGUAUUAGCCGGAGCCGGAGCCACAGUUACUCCUCCUACAGGAGCUUCAGUCGCAGUUCAUCCUGGAACUCAAUCUUUGGGACCCGCAGUCGUAGCCGGAGCCGCGGUUCAUUGAACAAACGCAACAAAACAAGGCAUUAGGUUUCUGAGAGCACAUUAAGGUACGAGAGCGGGUACGGUGGAUGUUGGAGCAAUCGUCUGUGUGCGCCUCCGUGCUCCACUUUGACACUUGAGUGGAAAUGUCCCCGCAAGGGGUCCGACCAUGUCUUUCAUUGAGGCAGUCUUGUUCGCUCCCUGCUUACAGAGACCACUGGAGACCGAAUGUCUUUUUGUUUGUUUUGUUCUUGUACUGCAUUAUCUUGCAUCAGCACUCACAAUGGCCUGAGACUAUUUAUCUCUUAGAUAUUUACUAUAAAAAAUGCACAUGGGACAUAAACAGUGUUCCUGUAUUUGGUCAACAUACAUCGCUGUUCCUUAUUUUAUGUCCAUGCACUUCCCAUUGAAUUACUAUCCUAAAUAAAUGCUCAAUAUUUAUUUAAAAAUUGAUUGUUCUUUAAAAUGGUACAUAAUGAGGCCUGAAAAUACUAAGAUACUUUUUUUAAGGGGAUGGUGAAAUAUACAGUAUGUGUUAGCUAAUGCAAGAGCAGAUGCACCAGCGGAACACUUUUAAAGUUUCAUAAGACAUCGGGCAUUUACUGUCCAGUGUCAGGUUGGUAUGUUGUGAAGUAGUUAUGUAUUGCGGUAACGUUUGAGCCGUUUGAUCCGAGUGUUAACAAAUGGCUUCAGAGGGAUCGUUGUCAGGAAAAAGGGAAAAUGUUUAUUGCUCUGAUCUCUGCACUUCACAAGGUAGAGAACAAAUGUCUUUCCUCUAAAAAAUGAAACGGCGAGGGUGGCCUGACGACGAGCAGCUGCCUGUCAGCUCAAAGGUCAAAUUAAUUUAUCCUCUGAUCAAGUGGAAAACAAUUGAAAUGUCAGUGCAUGUAAUACAACAGAGAGUGAUCAAAACAUUGCGCAGGGACAGGGAGGGGGGUUUCUUUUGACAAAAUCUUCACGUGUCAGAAGAGAUAUUGUCCUUGACAGCUUAUGACGAAUAAAACGUAAUGAAUUUGUUAUGGGGUGGGGGAAAGGAUACUUUAAAGGUUAAUAUAAUGCUUAAAUUGUCAUCUUGGGCUGUCCUAUAUAUAUAUAUCUAUAUAUAUAUAUAUAUAUAUAUAUAUAUAUAUAUCUAUAUAUAGAUAUAUAGAUAUAUAUAUAGAUAUGUGUGUGUAUAUAUAUCUCAGUCUCAGUUUUUAUUUGAUACUUAUGAUUUCAAAAGAUGGCACAGAAAGAACAAGUUGUACCUCAUUUGGUGGCAACAUGUUGACAUUAAGUCUGAACUUAUGAAUAGCAUUGAUACUGAAUUUACUUGAAUAAUGUUUUUUUACAACACUGGAACCAAACACAUGAAUCAACUGUGUUCUUUGUUCUUGAGUUAUAUCACAACAGGAAAGGCCAAAUUUUUUUAAUUGUGCAGCGCCAUCCAUAUUUAUUACUAAUUUAAUAUUUAUUGGUUUGUUGUCCCUCUCAGUAGUGGUCAAUCUUUCUAUGCAACACUGUCAGUUUAUAGUUAUUAUGUAACUGCUGUAAUUUAUUUAAUUUUUUUUAAUUAUUCUUGGGUUUUGCCACCUCACUCACACAUAAACCUCAAAGUAGAAGCAGAUGUUCUAAAGAUGGAGGAGCAGAAGCUGAAAUGGCAAGAAAGCGAAGAAACAAAAUGUCAAACUUUUUUCUUUAAAGUUCAUUUUCAAAGCUGCUUUGACUUGAGUUUGAAUCUGCGAAGGAAGUUUGAAACUGCAUUUCCACAUAAUUAAGACUUAUAUUUCUCAAUCAUUUCAAAUCUAUCAUGCUGUCUGUGUAACUGCUCCAGGCCUGACAGACUGCUCUCUAUGCACUCAAUACUCGCAGCUUAUUUCCCUGAAUGUCAACUAAAUUGGACGAAUGAGGGAAAUAUGACGCUGGAAGAGGAAGGGACUUGGCACAAAAGUCACCCAUAAACUAUAAAGUGACGAUGACUCUGUGCCAGUAGAAAAUGUGUGCAGUCAUGUUAAUAAACUUUUUAGAAGGGUGCCCAGGCCACAACGGCCCUCUCCCCAUCUCACAAUGUAAAGUUUACAUCAGUUCUUGUGCAAGAUAAUUUUGAAUAUGUAAUAACUGUGGUGUAAAUAUGCAUCUGCAUUGUAAAGAUUAUACAAAAUGUGAUUAUUUGAUUUACAGAAUGUGAUUUGGGCCUUGUUGGAUGUUAAAAUGUUUGGAUAAUGUACUGACCAGUGGAAAAGGAAAAGACGACAACAUGCCCGUCAGGCAUCAAUAAAUGGACUCUAGAUGUCUUUGUGCUAAAGAUCCCUCUGAUCAUGUCUUUUGUUAUUUAAAAAAAAAUCCCAAAGUCAUAUAGCAAUAGUGAUUGAUUGUUUUCAGUGAUAAAUAAUGCAUACUCCCCCUGUUUCCCAUAUGAAGGAGCAUAUUGCAAAAGCAUAUGCUUUUCAUACUGUCACAUUUUAUCUUGUGUCAGCUGGAACUCCACUUUGUAAUAACCUGUCAUCUGAAUAUUGAAUUGUCCCCAGGAAAUCAACUUUCCCCUUUCACUGCUUGUUUAAAAUAAGCUCUAUAAAAUCAUGUUCUGAAUAAAAAACGUUUCUGA
Molecule: messenger RNA, 5055 nt
Organism: Sander lucioperca (pikeperch)
Lineage: Eukaryota; Metazoa; Chordata; Actinopteri; Perciformes; Percidae
Gene: srrm4
Product: serine/arginine repetitive matrix 4
Exons: 13
Coding region: 657-2519 (620 amino acids)
Biological process (GO): neuron maturation; mRNA processing; regulation of RNA splicing
Cellular component (GO): nucleus
Molecular function (GO): mRNA binding
Source: RefSeq, a predicted model, not a curated record